Anopheles maculipalpis is the source of this 2332-nucleotide messenger RNA. It is a transcript of the gene Oatp26F, whose product is annotated as solute carrier organic anion transporter family member 4A1. Gene Ontology annotation, cellular component: membrane. Bases 14 to 2332 code for a protein of 772 amino acids. The transcript has 7 exons. Lineage: Eukaryota; Metazoa; Arthropoda; Insecta; Diptera; Culicidae. Gene Ontology annotation, biological process: sodium-independent organic anion transport; transmembrane transport. The record is from RefSeq and is a predicted model, not a curated record. Gene Ontology annotation, molecular function: protein binding.
CAUCAUCAUCCUCAUGUCCACCACGUCCAGCUGGGACGAUAGCGUGAAGAUGAACAACCCGGCCUCGUCUGCCACAACACCGUCCGGCAACACGGUACAGACCGAGUCGACCAAAUGCGGUGGCAGCUAUGGUGAACCGUCCUCGCCUGUCGCGCUGGAGGAGGGCGUGUGUCCGCCGGGCAAGGUCGCGGCAGACUGUGCGGGGCCACUGCAAAGGCCGGCGACGCCACCUCGAUCGUACCAUUGCGGGUGGUUCGCGCUGCGUCCUCGGUGGAUGGCGCGCUUCAUGACACCCAAGUGGGCCCUGUUUUGGCUGUGCUGGGCCGGUGCCGUGCAAGGGUUGGUAGUGAACGGUUUCAUCAACGUUGUCAUCACGACCAUCGAGCGGCGGUUCGGUUUGCGUUCGACACAAACUGGCCUGGUGGCCAGUGGUUACGACAUUGCGUCCUUCCUGUGCCUCGUGCCGGUGUCAUACUUUGGCGGCAGGAUCGGUGCCUCCAAGCCACGCUGGAUCGGAUGGGGUGUGGCAGUGAUGGGACUCGGUGCGUUCGUGUUCGCAUUGCCACACUUUCUCGUCGGACAGUAUCGGGCAACCAACUCGGAGCAGAAUGUGUGUACUUUGACAACGUUGCUGACCAACGGAACCGGUGCUUCCGUGGAGGCGUUAACAGAGCUGACAGGUUGCAGUCAUAGCACGGGACUGCCCCUGGCAAACGGUGGACAAGCAUCGACAUCGACGGACAGUGAAAACUUGUCCUGGAAUGUGUGGUUCUUCUUUACCGCCCAGCUACUGCUCGGUGCCGGAGCCUCGCCGCUCUACACACUGGGAGUUACGUACAUCGACGAGAACGUCUCGAAGAAAAUGUCUUCCGUGUAUUUGGGCAUUUACUACACAAUGGCCGUUGUUGGACCAGCUGCCGGCUAUGUCAUCGGUGGUCAGUUGCUUCUCUUCUACACGGACAUGUUCGUCGUCGAUGCUAGCACUCUCGGGCUAACGCCACACAGCAAGGUAUGGGUCGGUGCCUGGUGGGUUGGGUUCGUUUUUAUGGCAGCGUUCUGUUUGCUGCUGGCCAUCCCCAUCCUGGCCUAUCCGCCCGCCCUGCCCGGUUCGGAAAAGCUGCAGAAGGUGUCGGAAGCUCACCGCGGUGGCGGUGAUGGCGAUGGAGAGCGCCACCAGGAAGCGUUCACCAAGAUCAAGCAGAUUCCACGUGCGCUGCUCGCGUUGCUACGCAAUCCGACGUUUUUCUUCCUUAACCUGGCCGGUGCUUCCGAAGGGCUGGUCAUAUCCGGGUUUGCCGUGUUUCUGCCGAAGCUGAUCGAGAAUCAGUUCAGUGUGACGGCGGUAUGGUCGGCGCUGCUGAUGGGAAUAAUAACGGUACCUGCCGGCGGUGGUGGAACCUUCCUCGGUGGCUAUCUGGUGAAAAAGCUUCACCUGUCCUGCUCGGGCAUCAUCAAGUUUUGUCUGUUUGCAACAAUUUUUGCAGCCCUAUUUACGGUGUGUUUUUUCCUAUCCUGUCCCAAUCUCACGUUUGCCGGCGUGACAGCCCCCUACUUUCCACACGAAAAUCUUGACAGUCGCGCUUACGCCCACACGACGGAACCACGUGAUCUGUACUAUCUGCCCAAGAAUCUGGACAAUGCGUGCAAUGACCGAUGUGCCUGUAGCCGGCGUAACUACGAACCAAUCUGUGGUGCGGAUGGGGUCAUGUACUAUUCGCCGUGUCAUGCGGGGUGCAGUGAGGAAAUCAAUCUGGAAAAUGCCAAAGUUUACCGGGACUGUACCUGCAUCAAUGCGACGUUUCACGGUGAGGCGGGACCGUUGUACGGUGGAGGAAGUUACGAUGCGGUCAAUACGAUGUGCCAGUCGCAGUGUGACCAUCUGUGGAUCUUUGUGAUGCUGUGCUUUUUGGUGAUGUUCUUCACCUUUCUGGCGACGAUGCCGGCCCUGUCGGCGACGCUCCGGUGUGUCCACGACGAUCAACGUUCGUUUGCGCUUGGGAUACAGUGGAUCAAGGUCCGUGUGCUCGGUACCAUUCCAGCACCGAUGAUCUUCGGACGGCUUAUCGACGAAACGUGCAUCUUGUGGCAGGAAUCGAGCUGUGAGGAUCACGGCGCAUGUUUGGUUUAUGAUAAUGCGUACAUGAGCAAGUAUAUGCUAUUACUGGCCCUGAUCGGCAAGGCGUGUUCCAUACUAUUCUUUUUCGGCGCCUGGUUCUACUACAUACCGCCCAAAGUCAUCACGAACGGUGAAUCACAUCCAAAACCAGAAGCAACAAACCAAAAACUAACCUCAAACGGUCACGCGAAUCCUAUCACCGUAGAAAAGUAUUGA